Messenger RNA from Aspergillus campestris IBT 28561, 1506 nucleotides. RefSeq names its product TDT family transporter. Lineage: Eukaryota; Fungi; Ascomycota; Eurotiomycetes; Eurotiales; Aspergillaceae. Gene Ontology annotation, molecular function: sulfite transmembrane transporter activity. Gene Ontology annotation, cellular component: plasma membrane. The coding region runs from base 120 to 1217 and encodes 365 amino acids. The record is from RefSeq and is a predicted model, not a curated record. Gene Ontology annotation, biological process: sulfite transmembrane transport; transmembrane transport. The transcript has 5 exons.
CUGAACAUGGUGGUGUAGAACAGACCAACCAUGAUUUUGAAGCUAAACUCCAUGCCAAAAACCAGAAAGGUUUAAGACAGGUUAUAGUCAACUUCACUCCAUCGUUCUUCAGUGCUACCAUGGGGACGGGGAUUGUUUCGAUUCUUCUUUUCAACCUUCCCUAUAACGGCGAUUGGCUAUAUUGGCUAUCCGUGAUUGUUUUCGCCUUUAAUGUAUUCCUCUUUUCUCUGUUCAGUAUUAUCUCUUUCAUUCGAUACACUUUUUUUCGAGGUAUUUGGACAGCGAUGUUGAACCAUCCGACGCAGUCGUUGUUUCUCGGCACAUUUCCAAUGGGACUUGCAACCAUCAUCAACAUGAUCUGCUUCGUAUGUGUCCCGGCGUGGGGACAAUGGGCUGCCAAAUUGGCAUGGGCCCUCUGGUGGUUUGAUACCGUUAUUUCACUUGCAAAUAAUAUGUAUCUGCCAUUUGUUAUAAUGUCUCGGCAUAGCAAUGAACUUUCGGGGAUGACCGCAGCCUGGUUGCUGCCUGUCGUCUCCACCAUUGUCGCUUCUGCGUCUGGUGGGAUCGUGGCUUCGGUAUUAGAAAACGAUCAGCACGCUCUGUGGACCAUCAUUAUCAGCUAUAUCCUCUGGGGGACGGGAGUCCCUUUAGCAAUGACGGUACUCGCGAUGUACUUCCAUCGCCUAACGAUCCAUAAACUACCGCUCAGAGAAGUCAUCGUGUCGGUUUUCCUUCCACUGGGACCAUUAGGCCAGGGUGCUUUCAGUAUCAUGCAACUCGGGAAGCAGGCUAUGAGGCUCUUCCCCGUAACAAACAGCGUUCCUGCGCAAGUCCCAGCGGGCCCUAUACUCUAUGUUCUCGGCUUUGUGCUCGGACUCAUCAUGUGGGGGUUCGCGCUUGUGUGGCUUUUCUUUGCGCUCGCCUCGAUCACUCGGUCGAAAUUCCCUUUUAACAUGGGUUGGUGGGGAUUUACCUUCCCGCUUGGGGUAUUCACAACCGCGACGACUACCAUUGCAAAGGAGCUUCCUUCGUUGUUCUUCAAGGUGUUAGGCACAAUAUUCUCGGUUAUUGUCAUCUUACUUUGGAUCGUUGUUACCAUCGGCACACUUGUUAAAUCCUGGCAAAGGAAGAUAUUUGUUGCACCAUGUCUUAAAGAAUGGGAGAAGUUGGAGGCUGAACGUCAUGCGAAGGAAUGUCGAGGUUUGCGAGAUGCCUAGUCAGCUUUUUUAAAUGUCAUUCACAUAGCGCCAUUGAUAUCAAUUUGAAUUCGGACACAAGAUGUUGAAAAUAUCAGUCAGGUCAAGCCCUAUCAGAGAAACGUCACCAACGAGGCGAGGGUGAUUGUCCAUGAUGUUUUUCGUUCAGAGAAAGUGGAAUAUGGCUCUGAAGAGCUGGUGGCUGCGGAUUAUGGAUCCAUCCUACAACACGUAGGAAGGAUGGUGUUGUUCAGUGACAGAACUCUCUGGCAGCCCAGGAUCUUGAAGCUUUACCUGAGUUCUAUCUCCU